UGGGGCGACCAUCCCCGACCCACCGCGUCCACAGGUGGCGGAUAGUGGAACGGCCUACAUUAUGUAGGGUAGCUGCGAAUAACCAAUAAGCAGUCGCGGACCAACUGGCGACAGUCUUGGAGAGCGAGGUGGGACAGGGUGGUGGCAACCCUGUCUCUAUAAAAUACCUUAUGUGCUCAGUAAAGAGACUGUCAGGCGAGAGGGAGGCGCCGAAACCUGCCACCUGCCCCCACUGCCUUGUGGGUUAGUCCUUUUGGACAAAGGCUAGCGGAGUAAACCGUACAAAAAUCCAGCAGAAGGCAAGGGGAAACCACUGCUGUAUUCUUCCCCUAGAACAUUAUGGAUCAUAUCACUUCAAUAAAUAAAGAUAAAGACGUAAAGGGGAGUUCUGAAAGAACUGCCUCGUCCGGUAGGGUCAGUCAUGCACAGCAGGUGACACCAGAUCGUCAUCAAGAUACUGCUCACAAAAGGAAAAAUCAAACAAGAAACACAGCAACCUGGAAUGUGAGAACAUUGCUAGAGAAAGGAAAACUGGACAACAUCAAGAAAGAAAUGAAGAGAAUGAAUGUUAACAUCAUGGGUUUAUGUGAAGUACGAUGGACAGGAGCUGGCAGAAUAUUGUCCGACAGCAAUAACAUCAUUUACUCAAGAGGCGACAAACAUGAAAGAGGAGUAGCGGUCAUCUUGGACAUGCCAACAUCGAAGACACUAAAGGGGUACCUGACAAUAUCAGACAGAGUUAUGCUGGUGAGACUGAAAGGAUCACCAUUCGAUACAACCAUCAUCCAAGCAUAUGCGCCAACCUCAGAAAGCACAGAAGAUGAAAUAGAGAAAUUUUAUGAUGAAAUAAACCAAGCAAAGACACAUUGUAAAUCACAAGAUAUUGUCAUAGUCAUGGGUGAUUUUAAUGCAAAAGUGGGAGCAAUAAGACAUGAAGACAUAGUGGGUCCAUAUGGACUGGGAAACAGAAAUGAAAGAGGAGAAAAACUGAUAGAAUGGGCCAUCCUGAAUGACAUGAUUAUUGGAAACACUUGGUAUGAACAACCACCAAGAAGAUUAUGGACCUGGAAGAGUCCUGGAGACAGCGCUCGCAACCAGAUCGACUAUAUCAUGAUCAAGAAAAGAUACAAAAACGGGAUGCUCAAUGUCAAAACGCGGCCAGGUGCAGACUGUUACAGUGACCAUGUACCCGUAGUGGGAAAAUUUAGAAUCAGAUUGAAAAAAACACACAUGAGCAAGAAAAAGAAUAUGAAACUAAACAUGGC
This is a messenger RNA of Aplysia californica (California sea hare), 1265 nucleotides long. Its product is annotated as craniofacial development protein 2. The record is from RefSeq and is a predicted model, not a curated record. Gene Ontology annotation, cellular component: nucleus. Gene Ontology annotation, molecular function: catalytic activity. Lineage: Eukaryota; Metazoa; Mollusca; Gastropoda; Aplysiida; Aplysiidae. Gene Ontology annotation, biological process: chromatin remodeling.